CUUAGAAAACCGAACAGUAGCUCCAAAUGUGAAUGGUAGCAGUGAGCGUUGCGUUUUUUAGGUCAAACAAAAACAUUAACCUCAGGUGUUUUCACAUUUCUGAUCAUUGGUAGGUGGGAUUUGAACAAUAUAUGAGUCAUCUCGUUCCAACAGAAUCGAAGUAGCUAGCGGUUAUUUCCAUGGCAUUCAAAAAUAUCUCCCACCCGAUCCUCUUCAUCUUCCUCGUUUCUUGUAAUUUUUUGUGUUCUUCUGCACAAACUUGGAUUCGAGCUGGUUACUGGUACACCGGCUGCGACUUUCCUUUACCGGAGGUAAACUCUGCCUUGUUCACACAUCUUAUUUGUGCUUUUGCCAAUGUGAAUUCCUCCACCUACCAGCUCUCCAUCCCUUCAGCUCAUGAACAAAACUUCUCAAGCUUCACCGAUAUUGUCAAGCGCAAAAACCCAUCAAUCACAACGCUCCUAUCCAUAUGGGACGGAAAAGCAGCAGCAAGUCAGCUAAUUUUGGGUCAGAGAGCAAACUUUUCUGUCUUGUCUAAAAUGCUCGAAAUGCCUUCGAAUAGAAAGUCUUUCGUUGAGUCCUCCAUCGAAGUGGCUAGACGUUAUGGCUUCCAAGGUAUAGACUUACACUGGCAUUGGCUUAACACAGCCUCAGAUACGAUCAAUAUGGAAAAGCUACUGGACGAGUGGCGAGCUGCUGUGACUUCUGAGGCAAGACACUCUGAUCUGCCACGAUUAAUAUUGACAAUGGCGGUUAGGUAUAUUCCCACUUUUGAAUCGUUGAUUUAUCCAGUUGAAUCUAUGAAGAGGAAUUUGGAUUGGGCGCAUGUUGUGGCGUAUGACUACCAUCUGCCUUUAAAGGAGAAUGUUACUGGUGCUCAUGCUGCUUUAUAUGAUCCUGCGAGCUAUGUUAACACCGACUAUGGGAUAAAGCAAUGGUUAAACUACUCAUUUCCGGCCAGCAAACUGGUUUUGGGUAUGCCUUACCAUGGCUAUGCUUGGACAGUUGCAAACUCCAAAGACAAUAAUGGAAUCAGAGCACCUGCAUCUGGCUUUGCUGUGACAAAAGAUGGAUCAAUGAGCUAUAAGUUCAUCAAGUGGUACACUCGAAUCUAUGGAGGGGUCAUAGCGUAUAAUGAUACUUAUGUCAUGAAUUACUGCACGGUAGGAUCAACUUGGAUUAAUUUCGAUGAUGUGGAAGCUAUCAGAGCUAAGAUUGCAUAUGUGAAAGCGAAGAAGCUACUCGGUACCAAUGUGUUUCAAGUCAGCAAUGAUGAUGAAACUUGGGCGCUUUCUCGGGCAGCUCAGGAGGAAGGAAAUGAUCACAAAAAGAAACCCCGGUUACUGCUUGUAAUAGUGCUAUCAGUUACUUUGGUCGUAAUUCUCAUAGCUUUCGUGGUGUGUUUCUGGCAGAGAGAACUAUUGAAGACAAGAGGGAUGAUUGUUCUAGGCAGAUCAAGGUCUACUAGUACAUCGGCUGUUGACAGUGAUGCUCCGAAUCUGAAAGUAUACCGCUUUUCCAGUCUCAAAGUGGCUACAAAUAACUUCUCGAGUGAAAACAAACUUGGAGAGGGUGGAUUUGGUCCCGUUUACAAGGGUAAGUUGCGGAGAGGUCCGGAAAUAGCAGUGAAAAGGCUUUCGAAAACGUCUACUCAAGGACUUCAGGAAUUCGAAAAUGAGGUUAAACUUACCGCAAGACUACAACAUGUGAAUCUAGUUCCUGUUCUUGGAUUUUGCACGGAGAAGGAAGAAAAAAUGCUGAUCUACGAGUACAUGCCCAACAAAAGCUUGGACUUCUACCUUUUCGAUCCUACCAGACGGUAUUUCAUGGAUUGGGGAAAGCGUGUGCACAUCAUCGAAGGCGUUACUCAAGGACUCCUAUAUCUUCAAGAAUACUCAAACUUCACAAUCAUUCACCGUGAUCUAAAAGCUAGCAACAUUUUGCUUGAUGAUGAGAUGAAUGCUAAGAUUUCCGAUUUUGGAAUGGCCAAACUUUUCAGAAAAGAUGAACUCGAAGGAAACACAAGGCGGAUUGUUGGCACAUAUGGCUACGUACCUCCUGAAUACGUACGAAAAGGCAUAUACUCUAUGAAGUACGACGUCUACAGCUUCGGAGUUCUACUUUUGCAAAUGAUUAGCGGACGGAAGAGUACAGGUUACUAUGGUCCGAACGAAAGUAUGCACCUCUUGGAAUAUGCAUAUGUAUCAUGGAAAGAGGACAAAGGACUGGAAUUUAUCGAUCCGUCACUUGACGAUUCUUCUUCUUCUUGUAAGUUAUUGAGAUGCUUGCAAGUGGCACUGCUCUGUGUCCAGGAAAAUGCGGACGAUAGGCCUACAAUGCUGGAAGUUUAUUCCAUGCUCAAAUCUGACACUCAAGCCGUUCCAACUCCUACAAAGACGGCUUUCUCAGUAAAAAAUUACGACAAUGUGGACAACAUAUGUACCCCGCAGCCAGGAAAUUGUUCGGUUAAUGAUGCUCAGAUCUCCGAACUGCAACCCCGAUGAGAAUGCAGGCUCGAGUGAAAAUGCAGGCGCGAAUGAGAAGCGUUUAUGAGAAGAAGUGCACACAAGUUUCUCCCCAUUUAGGAUUCUUCACCUCGAGGAUUUAGUACUUUGUUAAAUGACCAAGUAUAUGCCAAUUUGUUAUACUGAAUCUCACGUCGGAAGAGAAAGGACAUUUCCGAUUGGUUUUAUGGUAAAGCCUCAACUCUCCUCGUCUA
Messenger RNA from Pyrus x bretschneideri (Chinese white pear), 2719 nucleotides. Its product is annotated as cysteine-rich receptor-like protein kinase 4. The coding region runs from base 180 to 2504 and encodes 774 amino acids. Lineage: Eukaryota; Viridiplantae; Streptophyta; Magnoliopsida; Rosales; Rosaceae. The record is from RefSeq and is a predicted model, not a curated record. Gene Ontology annotation, molecular function: protein kinase activity; ATP binding; chitin binding. Gene Ontology annotation, biological process: protein phosphorylation; carbohydrate metabolic process. The transcript has 7 exons.